AUGGGACGCAAGAAGAAGAACGAGUCCAUCCAGAUCCAGGAUCCUCGACUACUGAAGCAGCCAUGCAAGGCUGUCUCCGAGAAGAAAGAGGGAGGUAGGAGCAGCUCUACUCCUGUUAUGCCUUUGGCAUAUUCGAUGAUUAGUUUUAUAUGCGGGGAGAAUUUCAUGAAGGAAUACGAUCAAAAGUUACUGGAAGCAGCCGCAGCAAAAUGGGAUUCCAUGUCCCAAGAGGAAAAGUGUCCACACGUCCAAAAAGCCUUAGAGACGACGGCUUCAUACGAGAGACUUGCUAAAUCGCUGCGUAAGGCAAGGUCAAUGACUGUUUUUACAUACAAGAAGGAUUUCGUGAAGGAAUACAAUUGA
Messenger RNA from Rhodamnia argentea, 363 nucleotides. RefSeq names its product HMG1/2-like protein. The transcript is spliced from 4 exons. Bases 1 to 363 code for a protein of 120 amino acids. Lineage: Eukaryota; Viridiplantae; Streptophyta; Magnoliopsida; Myrtales; Myrtaceae. The record is from RefSeq and is a predicted model, not a curated record.